Dinoponera quadriceps is the source of this 1859-nucleotide messenger RNA. RefSeq names its product HIV Tat-specific factor 1 homolog (gene barc). Gene Ontology annotation, molecular function: RNA binding. The coding region runs from base 184 to 1572 and encodes 462 amino acids. Gene Ontology annotation, cellular component: U2-type spliceosomal complex; U2 snRNP. NCBI's taxonomy places the organism in Eukaryota, Metazoa, Arthropoda, Insecta, Hymenoptera, Formicidae. The record is from RefSeq and is a predicted model, not a curated record. Gene Ontology annotation, biological process: mRNA splicing, via spliceosome. The transcript is spliced from 7 exons.
UCGAUCACAUAGGCUGUUUCUAUUGUGUCAAUCGUACGACGCGAAUGUUGAUUAUUGUCAGUGUUGAUUAUUGUAAUCACGUGGAAUUAUCAGUGGGCCAAUCGCGAAAUCGUGAACGACAAUCACCGUGGAACUUGCCGAUGGUAAAGGCACCACCGUAAAGCCGAUCGGUAGAAAUCUUUAAUGUCAACCCAUGUAUGGUUUCUCGUAUGCGAACUGCGAUUCAACAAGCUGUUCAGUAUGACUGAUACGCAAGAGUCGGAGAAGCAAGAUGACCCCAUGAAGAACUACGAAUUCGAUGGGCAAACUUAUAUUUAUACUGACAAAGCAACCAAUAUUACCUACAAGUUUGAUCAAGAAAAUAACAAAUGGAUAGUAAAAGAAGAUAAUCGGAAGAACUCUGAUAACAAGGAAAGUUCGGAUAAUAAGGAGAGUUCUCAUGAGACUGAAAAGAAGGGGAAUAUCGGUCCUGGAGUUAAUGCAUCUGGUAUCUUUGGCUUCGAAAAUGAUACUCAUACAUACACGGAUCCAAACGACGGUAGCAUGUACAUCUGGGACAAAGAAAAGAACGCUUGGUUUCCCAAGGUCGACGAGGAUUUUAUGGCCAGGUAUCAAAUGAGCUAUGGUUUCUCAGACACUAGCAUACCGCAGCCACCAAAACCAGAACCCCAAGCUCCAACGUCUGCACAGAAGGCCAAAGAUGAUAAGGAGCAGAGAAAAGCGGAAGCCAAACGAAAAGCUCAAGAACCCCCGAGUUGGUUUGAAGUUGACGAAGCACAUAACACUGCUAUUUAUGUGUCUGGCCUACCUCUGGACAUUACCAUGGACGAGUUGACGCAGCUCUUUACCAAGUGUGGCCUCAUAGCUAGGGAUGAAAAGGGAAGAGACAAGAUUAAGCUGUACAAGGAUGCUGCCGGUGAGCCGAAGGGGGACGCUCUCUGCACCUACAUUAAGGUCGAAUCGGUGGAUCUGGCGCUGAAGAUUCUGGACGGCUCGCAAAUUCGCGGGAAAACGUUGUCGGUUCAGAGAGCGAAGUUUCAGAUGAAAGGCGAAUACGACCCCGGAUUGAAGCCGAAACGGAAAAAAAAGGACAAGGAGCGGCAAAAGAAGAUGCAAGAAAAGCUGUUCGACUGGCGACCGGAGCGUAUGCGGGGCGAGCCGUUGAAGUGCGAAAGGAUCGUCGUCAUAAAGAAUCUUUUCGCACCGGAGGAUUUCGACAAGGAGGUCCAACUGCUUCUGGAGUAUCAGCAGGACAUCCGGUCCGAGUGCCUGAAAUGCGGUGACGUCAGAAAAGUUGUCAUCUAUGACAGACAUCCCGAAGGAGUAGCGCAGGUCACAUUCCGAGAGCCGGCAGAGGCGCAAGCCUGCGUGCAGCUUCUGAACGGCCGUUGGUUCAGCCAAAGGAAGAUCUCGGCAGAAAUCUGGGACGGCAAGACCAAGUAUAAAAUUACAGAGACUGACGCGGAGAUCGAAGCGCGACUGGAAAAAUGGGACAAAUACUUGGAUCAGGAAGAGGAGAAGAAACAGCAAGGGACAAAGAGUAGCAACGAAGCGCAAAAAGUGUCGCAAUAGAAAAUAUCAAGAAAAACGAUCGAUAAAAUCGCGUUCUGCGAAUUCUAUCCCUUUUUUUCUUAAUUUUCGAAAGUCCUCGUCGUCAUAUCGCGCUAAAUAUUAAAUUUCAGGUUUUUUCUUGGGGCAUUUUAAUGUGAACACCAUGAUUCACUGAUCCUGUCACACGCGACGACAAGGCUCUCUGAUUGUAAGCCAUUUGCAUUCUUCGUCGUCUGAAUCAGCGUUGCUAUUGUAUUAGUGCAUUGUUAGUCUUUGUUGCAAUAAUAAAGAUACCUCCUGAACCCGUA